Messenger RNA from Rotaria socialis, 837 nucleotides. The record is from the annotation of a GenBank genome assembly. Lineage: Eukaryota; Metazoa; Rotifera; Eurotatoria; Philodinida; Philodinidae.
AUGAUUUUAUUUUUGACUUUCGUUUUACUAUCAAGGGUACUCUAUGGUAAACCAGUUCCAACUAUAUUGGACACCGAUAUUGGUACAACCUAUGAUAAUCAUCUAGCAUUGAUAUACAUUUUGUCAUGUCCUAGUCGAUUUAAAUCUAAAACUGAUUGCUUGUUCCACAACAAAUACGACCGCACGCGCACAGAUCGUAGCGAAAAUAUUGAAUUUUUUCAACGCUUUGAUAUUCCAAUAAGUCUUGGUCGUGAUUCUGAAGAUACGUAUGGUAUAUUUCAAUAUCGAUGGUCGAAAGAUUAUUCAUUAGAAAAGUUCCACACAAACUAUGUUUGCAUCGAGUUAGGCUUACUUCAGUCUAGCACCAUUGGACUGCACGAACUUUAUGCAAUUUACCGGUGCGCUCUGGCAAAAGUUUUUAUCCUAUCGAAAUAUAUCUCUCGAACAAUCGAUACGAUUAUAGAGAGCUACAAAGUAUCGUAUGUUGAUGGUGGAAAUAAUAUGAGUGCUAUUCAACCAUUUCAUCCUGAAUUGGGUACACCUGAAAUGCUCGAUAUUUUAGCAAUCUAUUUAGCUGCUAGUCACACGUCUGUUGAUCCGACUAUAUCUAUGUCUCGGCAAAUAUUCGUGACAAAUUAUGGUUACACACUCGAAAAUGAAACGAUCGGCAAGACAAUCAAUAUCUGUCUAAAAUAUCAAUCAUGGAAUCAAUACAUUGCAACAGCUCAAAUUGGUUGGGAAGUAUUCGAAUCGAUCAUAGAGAACGGAUGCAAGCAUGAAAGUUCAAAAUCAUCAUUUCUCUACAUGUCAAGUGUCAUGGACUGUUUUAUUGAUUAG